Molecule: messenger RNA, 660 nt
Organism: Manacus vitellinus (golden-collared manakin)
Lineage: Eukaryota; Metazoa; Chordata; Aves; Passeriformes; Pipridae
Product: calcium and integrin-binding protein 1
Exons: 4
Molecular function (GO): calcium ion binding
Source: RefSeq, a predicted model, not a curated record
AUGCACCCGCCCGGCCCUGGGAAGCGCUGCCGGUGCCCAGAGGGGCUGCUGCCAUCCCGGGAGCACCACAGAGCCGCUCUUGUUCUUUCCUCUUCAAGUGCCUACAAGAGGUUCAGUGAACUGCUGCCAAAGCAGGAGCGGGAGAACGCCUGCUCCGCGCGGGUUCCCAAGAGCCACAUCCUGACGCUGCCUGAGCUGCGGGCAAACCCCUUCCAGCACCGGAUCUGCCAUGUGUUCUCCACCUCGGAGGCCGGGGACAACAGCAUGUCCUUUGAAGACUUCCUUGAUAUGCUGAGCGUCUUCAGUGACUCUGCCACCUUCGACAUCAAAUCCCACUAUGCCUUCCGCAUCUUUGACUUUGACGACGAUGGGACUCUGGACAGGAAGGACCUGGAGCAACUGGUGAACUGCCUGACGGGGCAGGGCGAGGAGUCCCGGCUGAGCAGGGCGGAGAUGGAGCAGCUCAUCCAAAACAUCCUGGAGGAGUCUGACAUCGACAAGGACGGCACCAUCAACCUCUCCGAGUUCCAGCAUGUCGUCUCCCGCUCCCCAGACUUUGCCAGGUGCGGUGGUGCCCAGCAGCACAGCCUAUCCCGGGGCCUGUCUGGGGGUUCAUUGUCCCAGUUGCUGAGCUGGGGCAGAGCUCAUGGUGGCAGGAGG